Molecule: messenger RNA, 747 nt
Organism: Peronospora matthiolae
Lineage: Eukaryota; Oomycota; Peronosporomycetes; Peronosporales; Peronosporaceae
Source: the annotation of a GenBank genome assembly
AUGCAUCAGGGGAAAGGACCGCGGGUCGGGUCCUCUCCUAUCGCGGGAGCUUUUUCCUGUGACGUUGUGGCUCGAUCUCGAAAUCUCGGGUCGGCGUAUGAGCCUCACUUGUUGGUGUCUGCGGGCUCGGGACCGGUGAGAGCUGCAACAGAGCAGGGAAGGGCCGACACGGUAGACGGGCAGGGUCCGGGACUUUUCGCUGACUCCAAAGAGGAUGGGAGUCAGCGCUCAUCUGCUAACCACACCCGGGUGCUGGUGCGGGCGGCUACGAGAGUGUGGACCGACAGAUCAGACGAUGAUCUCCGUUCGAUGAUUCCGCUUGAAGAAGAAGCUCUAGCGGCAUGGAUGAUGGGGGCUAUCAUGCUCCAGUCUUCGCCUGGAUUUUUGGUGUGCACGCACCCGAGGGUUACGCGAGUUGUAAUGCUUGAUUUUUUCGAAGAGUACCUGGAAGGGAAGGUCAUUGCGAUUGUCCCUCCGUACGUGCGCAUGCCUCAGUACAUCGCCGAGAAAACUUUGCUACUCCAGCUCUUGGAACGCAGUGAGGGGCAGACGGAGUCCGAUGUCAUGAGUCGGGAAUUGGUCAAGGGCGCCAAGCGGACCAGUUACGAUGCCGAAACGAGGCGACUGACUUUCAUUAUGCCGGAUCAAGCGGCAGCAGCAAGAUGGCAUGCAAACAUGAUUUUGGUUCGCGGAAAGCGUCUUAAGCUGUUGUGCCCGGCCACUAUGGAGCGCGAAGACAUUAUGUAA